CUUCUAGAAGUUUCUAUGCCCGGCGUCUUUUUCAUGCGGCUGCUACUUUCUCAGGCGCAAAACUAAGGACAGACUGUUCUUUUCUUGAUUUAUUUAAAAUAAAUCAAUUUAGAAUAAAAGAACUCCUCUCUUUAUUCGUUUAAAAGUUUAUUUACGGUCUGUCUGAACAAUUCGGACAGAAAUUGGAGGUUGACGGCGGAGCGGCGACACACUGCUGGGAAAAUGGUUGUAUGAAGAGCGGGAGAGGAGCUGACCGCUGUUUGUGAUGGGUAAAGAUUAUUAUAAUGUGCUCGGGAUACCCAAAGGUGCGUCCGAAGAGGAGAUAAAAAAGGCGUACAGGAAGCAGGCUCUUCGCUUUCACCCGGACAAAAACAAGUCGCCCAAAGCCGAAGACAAAUUCAAGGAGGUCGCCGAGGCUUACGACGUCCUCAGUGAUGCCAAGAAAAGAGACAUUUACGACCGAUUCGGAGAAGAAGGAUUAAAAGGUUCUGCAGAGGGUGGAGGACACCCCGGUGGGCCCACGUUCAACUACACCUUCAGCGGAGACCCUCAUGCCAUUUUUGCAGAGUUCUUCGGAGGCCGCAGCCCUUUUGAUCACUUCUUCCCUACAGCUGGGGAUGAUUUUGAUCCCAACGAUCCCUUCGGUGCAUUCGGCAUGGGUGGGAUGGGUGGGUUUCACAGAGCCUUUAAACCCCAUCCUGGUGGCCCUCACAGGGCACACGAGAAAAGGCAGGACCCUCCGGUGGUGCACGAGCUGAACGUGAGCCUCGAGGAGGUUUUCGCCGGCUGCACAAAAAAGAUGAAGAUUUCCCGCAAGAGACUGAAUCCUGAUGGCUGCACCGUGCGCAAAGAAGACAAGAUUUUAACUGUGAACAUCAAACGUGGCUGGAAGGAGGGAACGAAGAUCACUUUUCCCAAGGAGGGCGACGAAACCCCCACUAACAUUCCCGCCGAUGUGGUGUUCGUGGUCAAAGACCGACCCCACCACAUGUUCAGAAGAGAGGGAUCGGAUAUAGUUUAUCCUGCAAAAAUAACACUCAGAGAGGCGUUAUGUGGAUGCACAGUCAAAGCCCCCACAUUAGACGGCAGGACCAUCACCGUUACCUCCAGAGAGGUGGUCAAACCCGGGAUGAAGAAGCGCAUCACCGGAGAAGGGCUUCCGUUGUCAAAAUGCCCCGAGAAACGAGGCGACAUGAUUUUGGACUUCAGCGUUAAUUUCCCCGACAACCUGGGCCAGAACACACGGAAUGCGCUCGAGGAGAUACUUCCCAUGUAACGGAAAGUCGAACGCAGCGCCUGAGAAGUGGACGUUUCCAGUGUCGCCGCGAGGGCUCGGCCUCGAUGACGGAGCAGGCGUUACUCCAGCUGAGCUGAGUCUCUAAACUAAAGCAGCUCUGUGAGGGAGAGAGUGAAAUUACACAAACUUAAAGUUGUGUUUUUAAGGUUGUUUUUAAAAAAGUUAAUCAAACUGCACAACGUGGAGGUUUGAUUUUUGGGAUGAUGUGGUUUCACAGCAGGCGUUUGUGCUUUGAGGUGACGUGCAGCUGGCUACCUAAACCUCAGGUGCACUGACGUAUGCUUGAGCGUAAACGGAUACAAGCAACUUUUGUGUGGAUCCUGAUUGUAAACAUUGUAGGUAUCUGCACCCAAACUAACCUGCUUACAAAUAUCAGCGUUAACCAGCCUUUUGUUCUUUAGUUAACUACAUAAAUUUAAUUGUUAGAGCUGGGAAAAUACACCUGAAGUCCUUCUAUAGCUAAAAUGCUAACAGGUGUAUGGGUACCCAAUUAUGAAUAAUGUGUUGGAGCUGCACAUGCACGCAGCAGAACCCAAACAUGAGCGGAUUGAGCGUUGGAUAUGGUUUUACAUGGAGAAUAGGUUUAAAAUUUUAUAACGGGAAACUCAGAUCAAUGAGAUAUUUAAAAAAGGCACGUUAAAGCUGUUUAUUUUUAUACAAAUAAAAAGUUUUAGUAGUUUUAGUUCUUGUUGGAAACUUUUUUGUGCCAUACAGUUGUCCCCAUGACAUUAAAAUGUGCGUGCUUCCAAAGUAUCACAAGUCUUGUGUAAUUAAUGAUUUUAUUUAUAUACAUAUACUCUUAAAAUGUUUUAUGUAAACGUUAUGUACUUGGAUUGCUCUCUUUACAGCCAAGUUAAACCAAAAGCCAGAGGUUAGUUUUUUUGUUUGUUUAAAACAAAUUUGGUGGUCAACUAAAUAUCAAGACCUCUACGAAGCAAAAAUCUUUUAUUUUGUUUAUUAAAGACGUGAAUCAACUUUAUUUCCUUUUUUUUUUAAUCUCACCACAGCAUUCAUUCCAAGAUUUACACACUGAAAAUUAGUGUUACAUUUUGUUGAAAUACAAUUUGUUGGACCGUGCUCCUGGUUUAAAGGUGGUAUUUAUAAAAGUUAUUCAAUCGGGAAAUUUAAUUUUGUGUGAUCACUUGUUGCUUCCCUUCAGAGGAGGAGAUGCAUCAUCUCAUUUUUUGUAUGUGAAAAGGCUGCUUAAGGUUUUUUUUUUCCUUUUUGAAAGGAAACUUAAUUGCUCUUGUUGUACUUUUUGUUUAUAAUAAACUGUUUACUGUUGACUUUAUCAACAAGGCUGUUGAAUUGUUGGGUAGUUUUUGUGGUUUGCUCAGUUGGAAUGAUUUACAUUUGCACAUUAAAUAUUUUUUUUGAAAA
This is a messenger RNA of Nematolebias whitei (Rio pearlfish), 2677 nucleotides long. It is a transcript of the gene dnajb1a, whose product is annotated as DnaJ heat shock protein family (Hsp40) member B1a. The record is from RefSeq and is a predicted model, not a curated record. Lineage: Eukaryota; Metazoa; Chordata; Actinopteri; Cyprinodontiformes; Rivulidae. Gene Ontology annotation, molecular function: transcription corepressor activity; Hsp70 protein binding. Bases 266 to 1276 code for a protein of 336 amino acids. The transcript is spliced from 3 exons. Gene Ontology annotation, cellular component: cytosol.